GCAAAACUUUUCGAAUCUCGAAUUCUCACAAGGCAUCUAAUGUCCACGACUUCUAAUGUACAUUAUUACAAAGGGAAUGACUACAGACCUUCUGUUGGAAUCAUACUACAAAAAAUGGGAAAUCGAGUGGUGAAGAUAUUAGACAUCAAAGAUCACUCAGUUCAUAACGGACACCUAGACAAAGUGACAAUAAAUGAAGUAGGUCGUUCCAAUUAUAAUAUUAAUAAUUCCGCUACUAAUCCUGAUUUUGUAGAUAAUUCUGAAAUAAGUCGGAUAACAGUGAUGAAGAUAAUAU
This is a messenger RNA of Trichobilharzia regenti, 295 nucleotides long. The record is from the annotation of a GenBank genome assembly. NCBI's taxonomy places the organism in Eukaryota, Metazoa, Platyhelminthes, Trematoda, Strigeidida, Schistosomatidae.